This is a messenger RNA of Rhipicephalus sanguineus (brown dog tick), 5685 nucleotides long. RefSeq names its product ribosomal protein S6 kinase alpha-2 (gene S6kII). Gene Ontology annotation, molecular function: ribosomal protein S6 kinase activity; ATP binding; magnesium ion binding. Bases 200 to 2428 code for a protein of 742 amino acids. The transcript has 19 exons. The record is from RefSeq and is a predicted model, not a curated record. Lineage: Eukaryota; Metazoa; Arthropoda; Arachnida; Ixodida; Ixodidae. Gene Ontology annotation, biological process: intracellular signal transduction; protein phosphorylation.
GCGCCGAAGCGUAGACGGAAGCCAAUGAGCUAGUCUUGUGCCGGCUGGCGACGCCGCCCGUGCUGCAAAGGCAUUGAAAGGCCGAACUUCCGAAGCGCAAGCCAUCUUGGCGGAAGUUACCGCCAGGAAACAGAUGACAUAUAUAUGUGUCUGAGGGCGAAAGGUUUCAAUCAUAUUACGAUUUACGCUGGCGAGCAUAAUGCCGUUAGCUCAGCUUGCGGCGGACCCUUGGGUCGAGAUCAAAACGGACUGCGGGGGUCCGCCAGGUGAAGAUAUGGCUGUCGAUGAAAAUGAUGAAACCCAGGACAUGGAAACUAGUGACAUGGCUGAAGGGACGCACGAGAUUGAGCUCACAAAUGUUACGAAAGAAGGCCAUCCAAAGGGCGAUCCCAGCCAGUUCAAGCUCCUCAAGGUUCUCGGACAGGGCUCAUUUGGAAAGGUGUUUCUAGUGAAGAAGAUUAUGGGCCCAGAUGCAGGAACAUUAUAUGCGAUGAAAGUGUUGAAGAAAGCAACGUUAAAAGUACGGGACAGGUUAAGAACAAAAAUGGAAAGAGACAUCCUUGCUGAAGUGCGGCAUCCAUUCGUGGUGAAGCUACAUUAUGCCUUCCAGACUGAAGGAAAACUGUACCUAAUCCUAGAUUUCCUAAAGGGUGGAGACCUUUUCACAAGGCUAAGCAAAGAGGUCAUGUUCACUGAGGAAGAUGUGAAGUUCUACCUGGCUGAGCUUGCGCUUGCUCUGGACCACCUGCAUGGCCUGGGCAUCAUCUACAGAGAUCUCAAGCCGGAGAACAUACUUUUGGACUCUGAUGGCCACAUAAGCCUAACAGACUUUGGUCUGAGCAAAGAAGCGCUCAACGACCAGAAGGCAUACUCAUUCUGCGGCACCAUCGAAUACAUGGCACCCGAGGUCAUCAACCGCAAGGGUCACACAAUGGCUGCCGACUGGUGGUCUUUCGGAGUACUCAUGUUUGAAAUGCUGACAGGCGGCCUGCCAUUUCAAGGAACCAAUAGAAAGGAGACAAUGAUACAGAUACUCAAGGCCAAGUUGAGCAUGCCACAGUUCCUCAGUCCUGAAGCACAGAGCCUUCUUCGAGCGUUGUUCAAGAGAAACCCUGCGAAUAGAUUAGGCUCCGGUCCAAAUGCAAUCGGCGACAUCAAAGCGCACCCGUUUUUUGCCACUAUUGACUGGGGCCAGCUUUACAGAAGGGAAGUGGUGCCUCCUUUCAUACCGGCUGUCUCAAGACCGGAUAACACACUGUAUUUCGACCGAGAAUUUACAUCGAAGACUCCAGAAGGUUUGUAUAACUCUCCUGGAGUGCCUCCAAGUGCCAAUGCCCACGAGUUGUUUCGAGGAUUCAGUUUUGUGGCGCCUAGUCUGACUGAGGAAGAUUAUGUCAAAAGCAAGGACAAUCAGUCCUCCAAACGGUACAGCCUUUACUUCAAGGAAGGUAUCGCAAAGGAGUAUGAACUCAAGGAGGACCUUGGCUUAGGGUCCUACUCGACUUGCAAGAGGGCUGUGCAUAGGGCAACUGGCAAGGAAUAUGCCGUCAAGAUCAUUGACAAGUUCAAGAGAGACUGUCUAGAGGAAGUGGAAAUACUGCUGCGAUAUGGCCAGCACCCUAACAUACUCACGGUGUACGAUGUUUACCAGGAUGCCGCCUCUGUGUACAUAAUCAUGGAGCUUCUCAAGGGUGGGGAGCUCCUGGAUAGGAUCCUAAACCAGAAGCACUUCAGUGAGAGAGAAGCCAGCGCUGUACUGGAAGUGAUUGCAAAGACAAUGAAGUUCCUGCACGACAAUGGGGUGGUUCACCGUGACCUGAAGCCAUCGAACAUCAUGUAUGCAGACGAAAGUGGUAGUCCGGAGAGCCUGCGCAUUUGUGACUUCGGCUUUGCAAAGCAGAUGCGUGCCGAGAAUGGACUUCUUAUGACUCCGUGCUACACGGCCAACUUUGUUGCCCCCGAAGUACUCAAGAAGCAGGGCUAUGAUGAGGCCUGUGACAUCUGGAGUAUGGGUGUGCUGCUGUACACCAUGCUUGCGGGGCACACACCGUUUGCGAAUGGACCGAACGACACACCAAACCAUAUAUUGGCCCGGAUUGGAGAAGGGAGGUUUGACCUAAUGUCGGGAAACUGGGCCAAUAUCUCGAGUCCGGCAAAGCAUCUAGUCCAGAAAAUGCUGCAUGUGGACCCAAAGCAAAGAUACAGGGCAGCUGAUGUCUUGGGACAUGCCUGGAUUGUGAACAAGAAUAAUCUUCCAGUCAGCAGGCUUUCCCAUCAGGAGCCUCAUCUGGUGAAGGGUGCCAUGGCAGCCACAUUCAGAGCUAUCAACAGCUACCCCAAGCCCCCAAACCUGGAACCCGUUGCGGCGUCAGAACUGGCCAGGAGACGGGCCAAUAAGGCGCGGCACCAUUCGUCCACAGAGGUUUGACAGGCCCCUGCUUUUUCCAGGAAAGGGAAGACACACAAACAAAAGAAGACAUCGACUCUGUUGCCUUUUGCACACAUUCAGUGACAGCUUCCUUGGACUCGUCAGUAGAGAGUUCAGCGUGCAUUCGUUGCCCAUCCGAAACCCAUUCUUAUGUUUGCGCGUGUGUACUUGUCUUUUCUUUUGUUCAUUGUCAUCAAGUAGCGUACGUGCAUUUGUGCGUGCUUUUGUUCGAAAGAGGCGGGCUUCUGCGAUGGAUUGUAUGGGGCAGCGCAGGGUAAGGAAAUGCUGUAAGACGUUAGAAACAAGCAGGCAAAAAAAAAAAAAAAAAAAAGCUGCCUGGGCUUCAAAGAGCUCGGAAAGUGCCUCUGUGCGCAGGUUAGCAUAAGUGGACGUUAAUUGCUGUAUUAAGUCUUCUGUUUUUGACCUGAGGAACUGAUUGGUGGCUGUAGAGUCACGUGUUUAGUUCCACCUUGACGCCCUAUAGCGUAUAAUUAAAGAUACAUAUGUAUAUGUGUAUAUCUAUGUCGUACAUGUUAAUUGUGUUUUCUUUUUUUUUUCUUUGUCACUGAAGUACCUACGGUUAUGUGCCAUCAGAUUUUUUAUAGGCAAAGAUUGAUUUUUGCUAAUAAUUUUAAGUUGUAUUACUCCUUCAGAAACUUUGCUUUGUUCCCACGCCUGGAUAUUUUUCAUUCUAAAAAGACAGGGCGUGCAAACACAGACACAAGAAAGAAGUCAGGACACCACAAAUAUUUUUUUUGUAUGGUUUCCGAACAGGAGCUUGCUAGAGCUGUUACGUUAGCAGCUCGGCACGUUUCUUCGGAAGUAUGAUCCACAGUAGUAGAUUAUCUUGCAAAGCUUGUGUCUUUGAGCAAUUCGCAAUGUCCAGAAAGACUGGCAGUUGUCUUGGCUGGCAAGAAGAAUGCAUUUGGCAUGCACCCCUGUGCUUGCAUCAGCAUCGGCUGCUGUUCUCCAGAUGGCUGUUGAUUGAAAUUGCACUAUCCACUUGGUAUCCAUGUGCAGCACCAUUUGUGUUCUACAGUGCGCUAUAAGGAGAAGAAAGCAUAGUGAAAGUUCUCUUCGUGUGUGUGUGUGUGUAUACAGACAUUCUUCAAACCACUUAGUUGUGUCUAGCUGCUGCAUUUUUCUCUCUGCGUUCUGUAGUAGUCUUUAGCGCACUGUGAAAUGGUGUUGCUAGGUGUUCAGCAAAUGCAGUUUUUCGUCUACAAACUUUCUCUUCCCACUUUGUUUGCUGAGCCUGCCACUCCUUUCAUGUGUGUUUGAGCCGUGGAUGUUGCGCAAAGAGUGAACAGCUUGGCACCAAGUGCACCUUGUGUAUGUGUGUUGAAUGGAAAAGGCUGAAAUAACGGCUAUGACAGACCUAGUGCAAGGCCCUCAACACCUUUUCAUUUUUAUUCUCUUUGGACAUAUCUGUAUGGCAAACCAGAGGUGACAGCUUCUGUUAGAACAGAUACAACACAGCAUGUUUCUGUAGUUUGAAAGGUUCAUGAAAAAGUACAGUGAAUAGCUUUAUGUUUUAGUUUUUCAAACUCUACAUGCAGCAUUGCAUGCAUGCCAUCUUUUUCCUUGCUUUCCAACUGCACUUGGUGCAUAUAAUUUUGUGUUGCCUGUAUAGUUCCAAUGAAAAUUUAUUGUGCAGGAAAUUUGGAAAGCAUGCAGACGUUGCUGUUGUACUUUGUCUUGAAGACCAUAUGUCUGGCAACAGAAGCCAAAUUUCGCAAUUGAACAUGACAUUGCUUUAAGUGGGUUGUGCACUAAAAGUUGUUCUGUACGGAACAACAGUGAUUACAGUGCUUCCAUGUUGGUGGAGCUAGCCACGUUUUUCGUGGGAGCCAAACUGUAGGCCCCGUGGUCAUUGCUUGGAACAGCACUCGUGUUGAGUACGAACGGCUUUCAUUUGUCCCCCUUCAAUGCUGAACAGUAGUGCGGGGUGCUUAAGAAGCAAGCUUAUAGCUGUCACUCCCAUGACAAAUAGCCUGUUGUUCUGACAGUUUAGGUACAUCAUGGUUGUAAAUAGUAUGUGCACUGAAGUGCUCAUGUUCAGUCCAAUGUGGCCUCAUUGCCUGCAGAAAUACCGGAAUGUCUGGUUUGCAGGUCUACGUUAAUGCUUUUUUCGGAACCAGUUAAAUACUGAAAUACUUGUUUUUCUGUUUUAGUCUUUUGCCUAGGAGAACUCUUUGAUCUAGGGAUACCUGGUUUGCAUCGUUGCUCCUCACAAUUCUUGAGUGCGCUCUCUAAAAUUUCUGAAACAAAAAAAUUACCCUCCAAUACCUGUGUUAUGUUUGACAAGGCAUAUGGAGUGACAUCGCGACAGGUUCUGAUAUUGUAUGCUUUCAUCGUUAAGCUGUUGAGGUAUAAAUUGUAGCCUUGAUUGAAGUACAGGCGCCAGUAGAAGCGUGCAAAGAGGUGGCAGCUCAGAUGUGAAGGCAGCAAACUGGGGGAAAGUGCCAACAAUUUGUAUUUUAGUUUAAGAACCCCCCCUGUAAGGCUUUGACUGCCGACGAUGUUGCAGUCAAGUUAGCGGCAGUAGCACGAUUUACAAAUUAGCACAGCAAGAACAGCAUAGCCACUUCGGCGUGUCAAGAUGGCCCACUGUACACACACCACAAUAUUUCUGCUUCUUCGGAAGUGCUUCACUCGUGCACUUUGUCGUGCUGGAAGCGCGUAAUGUGGCACUAAGCACUUGUCGUAGUCUCAUUCCAGUGCUAAUGGCCGUCCAGGUUGACAAGGCUUGGAUGUCAGAUGCCACUUCACAUUUUGACCACCGUCUCGUGUGUGUUGACACUUAAUGAACGUCCUAAAAAAAAAAUCUGUGUUGUGGCUCACGUGUAGCUUUCUUCGAAUGCUUCCCUGAAGUACUUUUAAGCUUUUGCAAUCCUUUAGAGACAGUGUGGAUGCCAUAUCGAAAGGCUCUUUCAGGUCAUGCCGGGGCACUCCCCCUGUGAACAAAGUCUCGAAAGAGAGCAUACAUCUCGACUUGGGCCUUGCCCUUCCUUCCACGAAUGUUCUUUUUUGAAGACGUGCCCACACCGGGACGCAAAAAUGCACUCGUGUGAAUGAUGUAAAGUAGGAAUCCUUUGAUGGACAUGAUACUUAAACCUCGUAACCUAUACAAUGCUUCCUUGCUGUCAUGUUUUCAUAGUUCGUUAGACCUGUAUUGAUGUGAUCUUUUUUUUUUUUCCUCUAAAGCAUUUGUUUGAUGACAUUGCUAAACAAUAAACACUUUGAUACAUUGUUGA